Messenger RNA from Penicillium lagena, 258 nucleotides. RefSeq lists its product as uncharacterized. The transcript has a single exon. NCBI's taxonomy places the organism in Eukaryota, Fungi, Ascomycota, Eurotiomycetes, Eurotiales, Aspergillaceae. The record is from RefSeq and is a predicted model, not a curated record. The coding region runs from base 1 to 258 and encodes 85 amino acids.
AUGCUGUUAUUAGCAGAGCCGAAGUCCCAACCACUAGCAAACGGAAGGCCGACCUCAGCCCCACGAUCAGAUGACCAUCGACCGCUGAACCUUGGCACCGAUUAUGUACUUGUUCUCUUCGCUAGAUUCCCCGUGGACCACUGGCGAACACGAGGAGCCUUGCGGCCUUAUAGCGUCAAAUGCUAUCAAAGGAGAGGCUACCGGCUGCCGUGGUACAAACGGCAGAACCCACAGCCCGCUAUUUGGUAUUGGGAGUAA